GUCGUCAGCUGCUUUUGAUGUGAAGUACAAACGUGCAUCGGAGAACGCGCCACAUCACAAUGAAAAUCAUAUUCCGUGAAGUGAUUAUUUUUUCCCCCUUGUCGGAGGAGCCACGCCGGAUUUGAAAAUGUGGGAGUCUGCUGACAGCGAGACGAAGGACGGACCGGAGGACUCCGGCGACGUGAAGGAGUUCUCGGAACAUGAACUCCUCGACAUCAUGUACGACGCGUGUACCGCCUCCGGCACAGGGGAGGUGUCGGCGUCGUCCAUCUUGGCGUACCUGCGGAAGGUGGCGUCGCAGAGUCCCGAGCAGGGCCGGCUGACGUCUCUGGAGCGGCUGCUGGACCCUGAAAGUCAGGACCCGGUCGUGAGCAGGGAGAUGUUCCACGCGACGAUGAAGGAGUGGAUCGCCGAGUGCGGUCAGGACUGUGCUGACGUGGACAGCGGUGACGACGCGUCGCAUCCCGAUACUUCCGUCGUGGCUUUAAAUGGUCUAGAAUUGUCUACAACGCUGACAAAUUCCGCUUCCUCCGACCCCCAAAAGUGCGCCUGCGGCGGGAACGACCCGUCGGAGACGCUGGCGGAGCUGAAGCACGCUCACCGCAAGCUGAGCGAGCAGAACGGCGGCCUGCUGAGGACGGUGGCCAAGUGUGAAGACGUCAACCUGCAGCUCACUGUGGAGAUCGCUGAGCUCAGGGCGAAGCUGGCCAGUUCCCAGCGGUCGGCGGUUCGAGUCCGAGCCGUAACGGAGGAGCUGGAGGAGACCCGUCGGGCCUUUAAAGAGGCGCAGGAAAGGGCGUGUCGCGCGCAAGCGAGCUGCGCCAAGCUGAGCAACGAGGUUGAAUGCCUGAAGGUUCACGUCAGGAGGCUCGAAGACAAGAACGAAAAGCUCUCCUUCGAAAAGACGCGCUCGGAAGACGGCACCAGCAAAUUGCGGAAGGUCAAUGCCGAGUUGAGGGCUGAACUUCAAGAAACUUUGGUAAUCUUGACUCUGAAAGAAAGAGAAAUGACCAAGAAAGACGUUCUCAUGGAUAAGAUGAAGAACUCCCACGUGGAGAAUCACAACAUCAUCGAGGGCGUCCAGGCCGAGCUGAUGAGGUUACACGAGCACUCGCAUCAAGUCCUGCUGAGGUACGACAGACUCCGCGUCGGCCCCGAGACUCUGUUCGCUCGAGAGCCUCCGAACUUGCGCUCUCUGCAAAGUGAGAUGCAAGACUUGCAGCAGCAGAACCACAGAGCUGUGGACGCUCUCCACACGGAGUGCGAAGACAUUCAGAGCAUCAUCCACAGGAUCAAAUCUGCGGAGAUCGCCCACCUUUGGCGCGCUAAGUUUCCGGAGAGGGGCUCCCCCCCCGCCGAGCCCCCGGAGAAAACUUUUCCUCAGCACCAGCAGCAACAGGCAAGCAUCAAGCGGCAGCUCGUCAAUGUGCUGCAGGACCUCGAGCUGCAGAAGUGCGCCAGGGAGGAAAAAGGGGAGAAGGCCGAUGAAAAGGAGCAAAAGGCAAACCAGACGCCGAUCCCGCAGUACAAGAAAGUGGCCGUCGUCAAGUGGUGGAAGGCACUGAGCGCGGACGGCGCCAAGGCCCGGACCGGGGAGAGCAAGACCUUCCGGGAGGUCGCCGAGAGAGCUCGGCUCCACCGGGCCGGGCGGGCCGUCCUCCACGCGAGGGAGCGGGUCUGCCACCUGCAAGCGUCUCAGAAAUGUCAACAGACGUGCGCGACUGAGGCAAAGAGCAGCACCGGCAGAGUCGCGCUAGCGCACAAGGAAACAAACACCGACGGAGCUGGUGGAAAAGGUCCGGACCGGCGCAGGGAUGCGUGCGUGGCCACGGAACCCGUUCACAGCCCGGGCGGAGCGGCCUCGCGGCGGCGGCGGCAAGCCCAACUCGGGGUGACCGCCGACCGGCUCCUGGCGGCCCUCAGAAAGAUGCGGGCCGCGGUCAACGGCGCCCUGCGCUCGGCCCGGCUGGUCGAGGAGAGCGAGGAGAGGGCGAGCCGGGUCCGGGCGAGGAUGGAGGGCGUCGCCCGGACGCUGGAGGCCGCCCUGGCGCGCGCGGACGAGGCUGAGCUGCGGCUGGACUUGCUGGGGGCCCCCGUCGGGGGGCAAAACGAUCAGGCGCGUCCCGAGCUGCUGUCAGCUGGUCCCGACCACGCAACUGAGUUUGUUACGCUGGAUCAAGACCAAGUGGAACCUCCUCUUCCUCCUCCUCCUCCUCCUCCUCCUCCUCCUCGCGCGAUCCCAGAAGUCAGCGAGUCGCCGCCGCUUCCCACGAAUGGUGACGCAGAACUCGACGACUCCGACGAGGCCCGAGAAAAGGCCAGCAACUUUCCGCAGGGACCUUCGGCCCAGCUCAAGGCCGAGGACCCCGGCGCCGACUCCGCUGCCGAGGCUCCCUUUGUCUUCCCCCUGACCCGCUCCCGGCCCGGCCCGCUUCCUGCCAUGCCCACGCUGCCCGAGGAAGAGGAGGACUCCCCCGAGGAUCUGGACAGUUCUUCCAGCUCUCCCAGUACGUGUGCACCCGCUGAGAGCGGCGCCGUCGUCAUGACGGGGCCCGCGAUCGUCUACCCGCAGCAGGCCAGCGCGGCGCAGCAAGACGGCCGUCCCCGAGAGCGGGCGAGGCCGCACAGUCCCAGGACGCGUCUGGCCAGGAUCUCCUCCGCAGGAUCCAUCACCACAGUCGACGGCGCCGGUCACGUGAUCGACCUGCUGAAGGACAAGCUGCCCGAGGUGCGGCUCUCCGAGGAGGACCGCCAGAAGAACCUGGAGCUGCUGGAGCAGGCCAAGAAGGUCAGCGAGCGCUUCCUGAUGCGGCGGGGCCGGCGUUCAACCAGCAGCCUUUCCGACCCCCCCGCAGAGGCGGAAGUUCCGGAAGCGACUUGCGGUCCGCACGCCAUCAGCCAGCAUCUGGACGUCGCCUCAGCCGGGGGCCGCGAGGAUGUGGAGGGCAGCCGCCUAGCGGUGGAUUGGAAGCCCACAGAGAAGAGGAAAGUCUCUUCCGGGACCCUCACUCCGCGUUUUGCCCUUCCGAAGGACAACUGCGAGCCCAAAAGUCCUCCGGGAGCCAACAGAAGCGAGGACGGAGGUCGCAACUCCAGCCCGGCGCCGGCCACGGGGGUGGCCAAGCCCGUCCCUCGGCCCCCGACGCAACAGGCCCCCUGCACGGCAGAGAUCAAGACCAUCGGCGCCUUCCCGCCGCUGAUGCGGGCCGUUUCCUGGGACGCCGUCGGGGGCGUCAACUCCAGGAACGGAACCGACGACCCGGGCUCGGACAGAGGCCGGGACGGGCUUUUUCAAUCGGCGGGGCUCAAGGAGCUCCCCGCGCCCAAACUCUCCAAAUUCCGAGAGGAGCACAAGCUGACGCGCAACCAAAGCGUCGUCUGCUCCAAGUUGCCGGAGUUGAGCGAAGCUGCCGAACAGGAAAAAGGAUCCGCGUCCCCUUCCAACGCGUCCGCCAGCGGCGAGGAGAGCAAGUCGGACGCCAUGCCAAACAUCUCCGACGUCAUGCUGAGAAAACUCAAACUUCAUCGCGGCCUGCCUGGCUGUCCGCCUCCGCUCACUGAAAAGGAAGUUGAGAAUGCAUUUGUCCAGCUGUCGCUGGCCUUUCGGAACGACAACUACACUCUGGAGACCCGCCUCAAGCAGGCCGAGCGGGAGAGGAACCUGACGGAGGAAGAGACGCAGAAAGAACUCGAAGAAUUCAAAGGAGCGCUUAAGAUGAGCGCCCCGCAGUGGCAGAACCUGGAUCAGCGCGAGGCCUACCAGCGGCUGAUCGAGACGCUGGCGGUGCUGCACCGGCUGGCCACCCGCCUCUCCAGCAGAUCCGAGAUCGUCGGCGCCGUCCGACAGGAGAAACGCAUGAGCAAGGCCACCGAGGUCAUGAUGCAAUACGUUGAGAACCUCAAGAGGACGUACGAGAAAGACCACGCCGAGCUGACCGAGUUCAAAAAGUUGGCCAACCAGAACUCCAACCGCUGCUACGGAGGCGCCGUGGAAACUGGAGACGACGGCGUCUCUCGGGCUUCGAGAUCCAUGUCGCUCACUCUCGGGAAGGCGCUGCCCAGACGGAGGGUGAGUGUCGCCGUGGUGCCCAAGUUUAACCUCCUGAACAUCCCGGGGCAGACGCCACCCGCCGCCGCCCCCAACGCGCCGUCGGCUUCCGGACCUGGCGCCGCUCUCCCUGCCUUGAGUGAAGCGGGCGACGCGAAAGGAAACGCCUCGCCAGAAUCCUCACAACAGGUGACAACAGAGUGUGGGAAGAGCGCGUCGGAGCAGGAAGGCGAGCCGGCCAAGCCCGCCGUCAACCUGGAGGAGAUCAGAGCGGAAAUCAGGGCAGAGCUCAAGGCCAAGAUUGAGGAAGAGGCCUACAAUAAAGGCUACCAAGAAGGGCUGAAGCAAAACAAAGCAAUCCAGGAGGAAAAGCGGCAAGACGACCAGGAAGCCGCGGACAAGUCGGCGGAAUCAAAGAUCAGAGACGAAGAAAGUGGGAAGAAGAUCCAAGCAAGCCGGAGGACGGAAGAGGUCCAGGUUCUCCUUAGCCGCAUUUGCCCCAAGAUUUGGUGGAGCAAGCGGCUUCUCUUGGCCGCCUUGGUGGUUUUUCUGGUGAUGUGUCUGGCGAUCAGCGUUUUCACCUUCUUCGCCGGCUACUACAGCAAGCGCGACGACACAUAAGAAGGAACGCAAGCGCGUCGCUUUUAUGCGGGCGGGACGCGGCCGCCCCGUUUGAACCAAAGAAUUGCUCGUCGCAGCCAAUUUUCUCCGCGGCUGGAGGCGGCUCGCGUAUGAAUUUUGCUCCGCUUGCUACUCGUUCACGUCUGUUUAGGGACCAAAAUACGAUUGUGGUACAUGUGAAUAUGAUAAAAUAUGGCACUUUUGAUAUAACGUUAGUUGCGUUAUUACCAGCGGAUCUAGAGCAUACUCUAUGGUUUUUGAUUUUCUUUUUUUUUUUUUAUGCACAUUUUCAAAUACAAUGGAACCUGUAAGGUGCCCAACCCAAGGGCUGAGGGCCAGAUCUGGCCCGCCACAUCAUUUUCUGUGGCCCUAUACUGCACGUGUGCCUCAUAUUUCUUGCUAACACCUGUAACAAAACGUAGCCACUGAGGACCAGAGAGGGUGAACCCCAUGUUUGGGGGGGAAAAAAAUGUUUCCCCCAAAUUUUUGGCAUUUUGCAAAAAGUCUUCUUAAUUUGUUUCGUGACCACAUUCGUAACGCAAAACACUUAACUCAAAUUGCCUUUUCCCAUUGAAAUGAAUGGAGAUGGCAUCAAUUCGUUCCACCUGUACAUAGAACAUUCCUUCACACAAAAAUAAAUCCAUCCAUCCAUUUUCUGAGCCGCUUAGCCUCACGAGGGUCGCGGGGCGUGCUUGGAGCCUAUCCCAGCUUCAACGGGCAGGAGGCGGGGUACACCCUGAACUGGUUGCCUGAACUGGUCGCUAAGCACAUUUUUGUCACACUUUGUGCUUGAUUGGUUUUUAUGCUAUUUUGAAUAAUGCUUAUCGUAAGUAUAUACAGAGAUGUAGACUGAGACACGAAGGACAGCACAACACCUCAACGGUAAUUUUCGUCCUUUUUUGAGGAGGAUAAACACUACAUGCCCAUGAGUAUGUUUGUCUGCAUGUGUUGCGUCACCCUUAAUGUUCAAAAAUGUCGAUUUUGUUUAAAGGGUUAUAACACCACCGCAGAGUUUCUCUCCGUUUCCCCGUUAUGUAUUAGCAUUUAGCUCGUGGUCUUAAAGGCUAAGUGAGGUGGUUGUUUUCAAAGGCGUAACAUAGCAUGUUGUAUGUUGAGUUAGACAGUAAACUUCAAGUGGGAGUGGCACGAAGGAACUUCACAGUUCUGUUUAGUUUUUUUUAAAGGUACGGUUACACGGUCAUAAUGGCCCUCUGAGGAAUCAACGUACCUACAACGGGGCUGCAAUGAAAGUAAAUCUCAUUUGACCUCCCCUGAAUCUAAAUUUGACCACACCCCAAGGUGGUCAAAUUUGGGGUUUAUCACAGUUUCUCGGAUGUCACGCUAGACUUCCAACAAAUUUCUCCGGCAGUCACGCUAGACUUCCAACAAAUUUCUCCGGCAUGUCCUAACUUAACGACUUUGCAGGUUCCAUUGCAGUUUCUCACGUGCGCUAAGUUUUGCAGUCAAGUUGUCUUUUCUGCCGUUUUCGGGGCACACCGUCAGACAUUGCACACCGUUUACUUGUCAUCUUCUUUACACGAGUGUCAACCCUCAGCGGGAAUGUGCCGCUUCACCUUGAAAUAAAUUGUUUGUGAAUUCAACCCAUUACGCCGUUGUUGUUGU
Syngnathoides biaculeatus (alligator pipefish) is the source of this 6292-nucleotide messenger RNA. RefSeq names its product murine retrovirus integration site 1 homolog (gene irag1). Gene Ontology annotation, cellular component: endoplasmic reticulum membrane. Lineage: Eukaryota; Metazoa; Chordata; Actinopteri; Syngnathiformes; Syngnathidae. The transcript has 37 exons. Bases 128 to 4669 code for a protein of 1513 amino acids. The record is from RefSeq and is a predicted model, not a curated record.